UGGUCGUAUUGUUGAUGCUUUACACGCAUAUUGUUGUGAUCAAUAUGUGGUCCGAUGCAAAAGUGUCGUACUUUAUAGCAAAGGACUGGUGGUUUAUGUGGUGCACAAACUUCAUCGUUGCCACUAUUAUCGAGUUUGCAGUCGUUAAGGCCAUUGAUUAUAAUUGUAACAAAACCUUAAAUAAUAAUGGACAUUUUGGAGACAAUGUCGCAUUGAAGGCAAUAGGGAUUCUUGUCACCGAU
Molecule: messenger RNA, 242 nt
Organism: Medioppia subpectinata
Lineage: Eukaryota; Metazoa; Arthropoda; Arachnida; Sarcoptiformes; Oppiidae
Source: the annotation of a GenBank genome assembly